This is a messenger RNA of Xenopus tropicalis (tropical clawed frog), 4207 nucleotides long. Its product is annotated as NACHT, LRR and PYD domains-containing protein 14. The record is from RefSeq and is a predicted model, not a curated record. The transcript is spliced from 10 exons. Lineage: Eukaryota; Metazoa; Chordata; Amphibia; Anura; Pipidae. Bases 102 to 2753 code for a protein of 883 amino acids. Gene Ontology annotation, molecular function: nucleotide binding; ATP binding.
CUCACUUGUUGCUCAGCAUGGGGGGGGGGGGAGAGACCGGCAGUGACUCUUGUUAUUCCCACAUGAGGCUGAUCUGGGACUUUAUCUCAUGAGAAGAGAAAAUGGCCGACUUUCGUGGCAGAGUUGUUACUAACGAUGAGCUUCAGCAGUUCCGGCAGCAGUUGGCUCGGUAUGAAGACCACCAGUUGGGUAUAUUCUAUAAGUAUUUCCGGGAUGAUCUGCAUUAUAUUAUUUCAUCUCUAGACACCCAGAGUGUCCUGAGGGAGCUGAACUUCCGGCAUUGUGUCUCUGUGGAGCACUAUCAAGCUAUAAAGAAGCAAUGUGGCGCCUCUGUGUUUGCUGAGAUGCUGGUAGAAGAUAUUCAAGCAUCUGGGAGAGACGCCGUGCUGGGAUUAUGGGAAAGUCUCUUUGCUCUACAGAAUGAUCACCCUCACCCCAACCUGCUGGGGGUGCUGGAUGAACUCAGCCAAACAGGUCAUUGUCUGGAGCGGAAUGUCAUGUUGGACAAAUGUGGCCCUGAUCUGCAUCCGGAUCUCAAAGCCUGCCGGUUACAGCACAGAGAGGAUCUUCUGCAGAAAACUCAGUACCUGGUGGAACACAGAGCCCCAGGAUUAACCACCGAGAGUCAGAGUUUCAGUAUCACUGAGCGCUAUUUAGACCUCAUAGUUGUCUCCAGCCAGCACUUCCGGUCUCGUCCUCAGCACGAGCUGAUUGUAACAGGGGGAAUCCAUGAACAUUACUUACAGAGAGCUCAGAGUAACCUGGAGAGGAUUAGCCCUAACCGGCUGUUCCGCUGGUGCCACAGAAAGAGAUGUGUGCCACAGGCAGUGCUGGUGAGCGGAGUGCCAGGGGUGGGGAAAACCACAUUAAUGCAGAAGUUUGUCUAUGACUGGGCCAAUGGGAACCUCUACCAGAGAUUUGCCUUUGUCUUCUCCUUCAAAUUCCGGGAUCUCAGUAAUAAGGAGGAGCUGAGCCUGGCACAGAUGAUUGUUGAUGAAUAUCCCUAUCUACACAGUCAGCUUGAGAGAAUAUUACAAAAUCCUAAGCAUCUACUCUUUAUUUUUGAUGGCCUGGAUGAAAGCAAAGACCAAAUUGAUUUAAAGCAAAAUCAACUGUGCACCAACCCCCGUUCCAUGCAAACAGUUAGUGCGAUUGUGUCCAGUUUGGUGAGACAGUCUCUCCUUCCCGGCUGUUCUGUCCUAAUAACCAGUCGCCCAACCAGACUAGCAACAGUGGAAACUUCUGUUUUUAACAGAAUAUCUGAAAUUAUGGGCUUUUUCCCCAAAGAAAGAGAAAAGUAUUUUCUGCAUUUUUUUAGAGAUUAUACAAUGGGGGAGAAGGCUUUCCAUUAUGUGAGGGAGAACGGGAUGCUGUACACAUUCUGCUACAUCCCAUCCUACUGCUGGAUCAUCUGUACCGUCUUAUCCAUGUGCUUCAGGGCCCAAAGGGCAAACUCAGCGCAGACUGUGGAAUUCCUUCCCAAAACGGUCACACAGCUUUAUGCCAGUUUUAUUAGUAACAUCCUUGCCAAUCACUGCCAGGCAGGGACUAUUGAUAAGAAUUUCCUGAUAUCCAUUGGCCGGAUGGCAGAGUAUGGGGUAAAUAGUCGCAUUCUUUCAUUUACUAAAGAAGAUUUAGACGGAUUUAGUGUGGAUGCUUCCUCACAUUUAGCUACAAGCUUUGUGAUGGAGAGUGGGCAGCCUCCCCACGUGUCCUAUUCCUUCUUGCAUCUAACCAUACAGGAGUUCAUGGCUGCCUUGGGUUACUACCUUGACUAUUCCCCUGAGGGGCUGCAGAAGGCUCUUGAGGAGGCAAAAUCAACAGAAGACGGCCGUGGGGAAAUAUUCCUUCGUUUCAUAUCAGGACUCUCUGACAGUUCCACCAGAUCGCUGUUGAAGCCGUAUGUAGGGGAUUUAUCCGCUCCAGCCGCCAAACAUGUUAUCAGCUUUCUUCAGAAGUCCAUUCCCAAUCUCAACAGUCAGAAUCCUGACAACAGGAAAGUUCUCAAUGUAUUUGCCUGCCUCACUGAGUCUCGGAACAAAGUGCUUGUGUCCUCAUCCAUUGGAUUAAACAGACAACUUGAUUUUCGUGAUUUCUACCUGGCGCCUCUGGACUGCACAGUGUUGGCUUUUAUCCUGGAAUCCUGUAGGGAAACAGAACUUCUAGACCUUGGUGCCUGUUUUAUUCAGACUGAAGGACUGGAGAGAAUAUCAGCUGCUCUACACACUGUUACUGAUGUCAGACUCGCAAACAACAAUCUGAGGGAUGAGGACGUGCAGUGCAUUUAUUCCAUAUUAACUCACCCGCAGUGCCGGAUCCAAAGGCUCAGCCUGAGGAACAACGGUCUGACGGAGUUAAGCUGCCUCCCAUUGGCUUUGGCAGUCAGUGAAAACACAUCCUUGAGGGACCUGGAUCUGUCCAAGAACAAACUGGCCGGGGAGGAUUUCUAUAAGUUGCUGGAGGUUCUUUCUGCCCCAAUGUGCAGGAUAGAGCGUUUGGCGCUCCAGGAGGCCAAGCUGACCCCACAAUAUGCUGCAUCACUGCUUUGUCUGACUAACAACCCCAACCUCACGCACCUCAACAUCAGCAGCAAUUUCUUUGGUGACGCUGGUUACCCCCAUAUAAAGGAAUUUAUACUGAUACACCCCAGCCUGAAGGAGAUCAGGGUUGGGCUGAACGAUUUUUCAGAAGCGACAGAAGGGAACCUGCAGCAGCUGCAGACACGCAGGCCGGAUGUGGCCAUUAUAUUAUGAUGGGCAGGAACAAAAUGGAAACAUAAGUGGGAAGUGCAGCGCUUAUCAUGGUGCACAAAGGCCACAGGGAUCCAGCAGGAAGAACAUUUAUAUGACAAUGGAUCAAUGGCCUACUGUGCAUAGGUAUGCGUUGGGAAUGGCGGGGCUGGCCAUAAACCUGUUCUUCGGGCCAUCAGCCUACUUCAGAAGCAAGGUAUGGGCAAGUUCUGGUUCUGGUUCACCCUUACUGCCCCCCCACCCAUCCUUGCCAGUGCAAACAUAAAGUAUGAAAGCAAGCAGGCCUGGACUGGCAAUCUGUAGAUAGUGGCAAAUGCCAGAAGGCUUGCUUUAAGUCAAUAGUGCAAUAGUCUAGAUAUGCUGGAGCUCCCCUGUGAUCAUGCUUGGACACCAUCCCUACAGCCAGAUAUUGGGUAUCCUUUAUAAUCACUGGGAGUCAGUGGCGUUUACAUGGAUGGGUGUGAUCUGAAGUCUCCACCUAUCACCCUUACCAAGUUUCAAACCCAGAACAUCUGAAGGAACCAGCCUGCAUGUACAACAGGCAACAGGAAAAGUUGACUUGCAGCAGCCAAAUUGUGGCAUUGGUUUGGGCAGGUGGAUGGCCAGGCCCUACUCAAGUGGAGUCUAUGGGUUGACCUUUACUCAGCAUUCCAAGAUGGAACUCCAAUGCCGUCUCCUGCUUGUAGCACUCCAGGACCUACACACUCUGCUCGCUCAGCUGGAGGGGUUCUACUCCCAUUGGUUCCUCCGUGGGGUAACAACUACCCAACCCGGCUCACUCUGCUACGGCUCACUAUUACAUAGCUAUCUCUAUAUUAACUGGGCCUGUCUCUCACCUAGACUGCUGGAUGUUGUCUUCUAUUUCAAAAAGUCCUUCCUAUAAUGUACAUCCAACUCAGUGAACUGCCUCUUUUUAUAUUUUCCCUGAUCCAGACCUUCUAGAAGUUCCCAGAGGUGUUUACAUUCACUAGCUCCCCCUAGUGUUUAAACUACACUCUCUAAAGUUCAGUUAAGCUUUAUAGUCAUAUGUACAGAGUACAAUGUACAUAGUGCAAUGAAAUCCUUACUUGAAUGCUGUGAAAGAAAGCUCCUAGUGGUCAAAAAGGGAACUACCUCAAAAUAAAUGUUUAAUUUCCCUUCACCCUCUUUCAGAUCUAGUCUUCUCCAAUUGCCAAUAAGGUGGGGGUGUUCAACUGACCAAAUGUCGCAUCUACGACUACCACUCCCAGGUCUUUAUACAGUGACAGCAAUAGCCAUAAAGCUGUGCUUUGCAAUCUCUCCGGCCUAGGUUGCUUAGUUUGGACCUAUCGGUAGCUACAGGCAACUCUGGUUAUGUUCCAUAUGAUACGCUACAACUCCUGAUUUUUAGUAUUCAUGAGAACUGCAAACAUAAGCUUUGUAAGAUGUAACUAUGUACCUAUGUAUUAAUAAAGGCAGAGAAUUAAUAUAUAAAGGGA